CCUUUUUUUCUCUUUCUAGCAAAAAUCCCUCUUGGACAGCAUGUGCUCGACACUAUGGUGUCAGGAUUCCAAAGAAGCAAGCACUUGUAAAACAAUUGGAGGACUCCGAGGAAUCGCAGGAACCCGGUGUGGAGACGGAAAGAUGUGUUGGAGAGGAAUGUGCGUCGCUGAAUUCUACAAAUCUACAAAAUCUGUUUGUUCAUCACACAAAACUUGUAGCGGUCCUGACAAAAACAAGAAAUACUGCCAGAAAAUAAUCCGGCUGAAUCCACAUGCUUGUCACAGAGACGCCAUAGCAUCGUACUGUUGUGAGUCAUGUAGUUGCAAGAAGACACAGCAUCGCACAAACAGACGGCGUAAGAGGGACAAGCAGCGUCGCCAGAGGAGAAGGAGACAUAUCAGGCGUUUGAGGAGAAGGGCAUCGAGGCGGAGGAGACGCUUUGCGACAGCCUUAUAAGCUACCAGACCACACAAACACAUACACACAAUAUAUAUAUACAUACGUACAAACAGAUAUACACACGUACGUAAAUGUCGAACAAUAAGAGAAGUGCUCAAUACCGCAUUGGUGGAUAAAGUUUCUUUAUUUGUGUAAUAAGGCUACCAUUGGUUUCAUGUAUGGUCGGCUUGAAAAAUUGUUACGGUUGAUGUAUGGUAAAAAGCUUGCUUACCAACCACAUGGUUCUAGGUUCAGUCCUACUGUGUGAUACCUUAGGCAGCUGUCUUCUACUAUUGUCUCGGGCCGACCAAAGCCUUGUGAGUGGAUUUGGCAGACGGAA
Octopus bimaculoides (California two-spot octopus) is the source of this 779-nucleotide messenger RNA. RefSeq names its product metalloprotease mig-17. NCBI's taxonomy places the organism in Eukaryota, Metazoa, Mollusca, Cephalopoda, Octopoda, Octopodidae. The record is from RefSeq and is a predicted model, not a curated record.